This is a messenger RNA of Conger conger (European conger), 3532 nucleotides long. RefSeq names its product fermitin family homolog 3-like. The coding region runs from base 160 to 2091 and encodes 643 amino acids. Gene Ontology annotation, cellular component: cell-substrate junction. Lineage: Eukaryota; Metazoa; Chordata; Actinopteri; Anguilliformes; Congridae. The record is from RefSeq and is a predicted model, not a curated record. The transcript is spliced from 15 exons. Gene Ontology annotation, molecular function: integrin binding. Gene Ontology annotation, biological process: cell-matrix adhesion; integrin activation; integrin-mediated signaling pathway.
UUUUACAUAAACCGCAACUUCUGACAGAGAGAGAGGGAAGUGACACAGACACAUUUCGGAAGCUGAACAGUGAAAGACCAAGAUAGCUACGGAGAAAGGGUGGUGGUCCUUUCGCAGAGAAGUUAAAACCCAGGACGUUUCUUGUAUUCUAAAGGAAGUAUGGCAGCAUGGGACCUGUCCGUUACCGUGGAGGAGCUGGGCCCGGAGGCCCCUCCCCUCAGCAUCAGUGUGACCUCUGACUUGCACAUAGGCGGGGUCAUCCUCAAAAUUGUUGAAAAGACACAGAUGAAGAAAGACUGGUCGGACCACGCCUUGUGGUGGGAGCAGAAGCAGCAGUGGCUCCUUCGGCCCGCCUGGACACUGGACAAGUGCGGCAUCCACGCAGACGCACGCCUGAGCUUCACCCCCCAGCACAAGCCCCUGCUCCUGGGCCUGCCCAACGGAGUGUCCCUGAGGCUGAGGGCCUGCUUCUCAGGGCCCGUCUUCCGCACCGUCAUGGGCAUCUGCAGGGUCCUGAACAUUCGCCACCCAGAGGAGCUGUCUCUGCUGCGGCCAGUGGAGGAGAAGAAGAAGAAGAAGGAUAAGGAGGCAGCAGUGGAAGUGUAUGACCUCACAGAAGUACCUCUGACCUCAGCUUCAGUCCCCAGCCUGUACAACGGCAUGCCCGCCCACUUCGCGGACUCCCUGCAGACCGAGGCCGUGUAUAAGAUGCUGUCCUCCACACAGCCCGCUCCCGCACCUGAGAACAUCGCCAAGAUGUACCGUCCAGCCAGCGUGGUGGACAAGGCCCACAUCCACAGCAGGUGGCUGGACUCAUCUCGUUCCCUGCUGCAACAGGGAGUGCAGGAGAACGACAGGCUGUGGCUGAGGUUCAAAUACUACAGUUUCUACGACCUGGAGCCCAAGUACGACAUCGUGCGGCUCACCCAGCUGUACGAGCAGGCUCGCUGGGCUGUCCUGCUGGAGGACAUUGACUGCACCGAGGAGGAGAUGAUGCUGUUUGGUGCCCUGCAGUACCACAUCAGCAAAGCGACACAAUCUGAGCCGCAAGCAGUGAAGUCGAGCCCGGCGAUGGAUGACCUGGACUCAGCGUUGCAGUGUCUGGAAGUCAAAAUGGAGGGAGAGAGCAGUUCCCUGGAUAUGCUGGAUACCAUGACAACUGCCCCAGAACUGCACGACUACCUGAAAAUAUUCCGACCAAAGAGACUGACACUGAAAGGCUAUAAGCAGUACUGGUUUGCAUUCAAGGACACCUCCAUCUCCUAUUAUAAGAGCAAGGAGGAAGGAUUUGGGGAGCCAAUACAGCAGAUGAACCUGAAAGGUUGUGAGGUGGCGCCAGAUGUUAAUGUGGCAGGCCAGAAGUUCUGCAUUAAACUGCUGAUCCCAGCCCCGGAGGGCAUGAACGAGGUCUACCUACGGUGUGAAAACGAAAACCAGUACUCCCAGUGGAUGGCAGCCUGUCGCCUGGCCUCCAAGGGGAAGAAUCUGGCCGACAGCUCCUUUUCCAGUGAGGUGAAGAGCAUCCAGGCCUUCCUGUCGAUGCAGCAUUCCAACCCCGGGGCCCAGUCUGCCCAGGCUGAUGAAAGCAUCAACACGCAAAGCCUCGUGUCACCCCGCUACCAGAAGAAGUACAAGGCCAAACAGUUAACACCUCGCAUUCUGGAGGCCUAUCAGAAUAUAGCCCAGCUCUCUCUGAUUGAGGCCAUCCUCAAGUUCCUCCAAAUCUGGCAGGCACUACCAGAUUUUGGGGUGUCCUACUUUGUGGUAAGGUUUAAAGGCAGCCGGAAAGAUGAGGUUCUGGGCAUCGCCAACAACCGUCUGAUCCGCAUCGACCUGGGCGUGGGCGACGUGGUGAAGACCUGGCGCUACAAUAACAUGAGGCAGUGGAACGUCAACUGGGACAUCAAGCAGGUGGCCAUCGAGUUUGAUGGAAACAUCAACAUUGCAUUCAGCUGUGUGACAGCCAACUGCAAGAUUGUGCACGAGUAUAUCGGGGGCUACAUCUUCAUGUCCACGCGAAGCCGCGAGCAAAGCGAAACCCUCAACGAGGAGCUUUUCCACAAGCUCACUGGGGGCCACGAGGCACUGUGAGGCCCCUCCCGCCUCCAAACGAACCUCCCCCAACCCCCAUAUCCUUGUGUACCCUACUGUGCACUGUAUAUUCCAGAGACUUAGCUGAAACAGCUCAUUACUUUGUACUUACUGAAACUGUGCCAAGGCGUGAAACCCGGCCCCAGUGGACCACUGUAUCUUUUUUUAAUGUCUACACUUAAAUAACUACACUGAGUCAAUUGUAAAGCUGCGUUAAUCCCCCAUCAAUGAGUGAUUUACAGUUUGACGACAGCUUUAAGUGCAGUGAGAUGGCGGUGGGUAAAACCCAUGCCCUCCAAGCCUGGAGUAGAGCAGAAUAGAUUAGGAAAAUUAGAUUUACAUUGACUUCUCAACUCCAUUUCUGUGAUCAACAAGCAAUCUGCUUUAUUGGAGCUUUUUAAUGACGUGUUUCCUAAGGCAUUUUAGCUGAUUACAAUUAUCAUUCAAUGUCUCUAUAACUAAUGAGAAAAAAACUGGAAUCGUGGCAGGGGGAGGUAAUUGAUAUGUAGAGAAAUCGCAACAGAUUUAUAAUAUUAACAUGUUACUGCAUGCUGUAACUGCUGUACUCACAUUGUCAGUGGAGUUGGACCUUAAAACAUUUUAUUAAUGCUUAGCACCGACCUAAACAAUUCUGCUAUCAGAAUGAUCAUUUUCAAUUCAUUAUCUCCAUACUUAACAUGUGUGCAUGUAUUUAUGUUCUAACACAAACUAUGACAUAUUAUUUGACACCAUCUUUGAACUGUACCUUCAUUAUCUUUCAAAUUUUUGUGCAAAACCUAGGCUUAAUGACUGAUCAACAAUAUAAUAAUAGUUUUUCAAUUUUCUGAAGUGGAAUUAUAAAUCACAAAAAAGAAACUUUUUGAAUAAUGUGGUACAGAAGUAUUUCAUUUAAUACAUUUAAUUUCAUGUAGUUCUUACAACAGAAAAGGCUCAGAUAACCAAGUGUGUGUGUACUACUCAUUGCCAAUUGACCACUACAGGUGUAUUAGCAUUGAGUAAGAAUCGCUUGCUGUAUAUCCGAUUAGAUACAACAAUUUCUUGUAUUGCUAUCGCGUCAUCAUGAACACCCUGUCAAAGGCUGACGAGAGAAAAGGCUCAGUGUAACAGGCUGUUUAAACGUGCUGCUAGACAGAGCUAAAAUUAUGGUUUCAGUCAGCAGUAUUUCAUGCAAUAGCAACUCUUGUUGCUACAGCAGUACCAGCUGUGCACACCAGCAUUAAUCAGCUUGUGGAUUGUACUUUAUGAAUGUACAAAUAUGAAACACUGUAUGAAUAUGAACAAAGCAUGGUGCUGCGUACAUUUUUAUGGACGCGUUUACUGGUGUGCACCUGUGACAGGAGAUGUUGCAGUGAUGGGACAGACUGUUCAUUCCAAAUUUGGGGAAAUGGAAAAGUAAAAUUGUCAUACUUACAAAAAAUUUAAUAAAGCAGGGUUCAUGGAU